Molecule: messenger RNA, 621 nt
Organism: Stylophora pistillata
Lineage: Eukaryota; Metazoa; Cnidaria; Anthozoa; Scleractinia; Pocilloporidae
Product: ryncolin-1-like
Source: RefSeq, a predicted model, not a curated record
AUGCGUCUCUGUAUAAUAUUUCUUCUUUUCGCCGUUGUGUACGGCAUUGGCCGCAUUUCAGAGCCAGAUCUGAGAGCUGUUAACUUUGCCGGCAAGAUAGAGGGACAAAAGCUGAAUGGAAGCCUGAUAAGAGAAAUCGAAGUGGAUUCGGAAAGUUCCUGUCAGCUUGAGUGUGUGGAUGAGGAGCGAUGUCAGUCUUACAACUUUGGAACCAUUAAGGGCAACACUGAGAAAUUCAAGUGUCAGCUAAGCGCCUCAGACCGAUUUGCUGCAUUUGCUAACUUCACUGAGGAUAAAAAUUUCAUAUACAGAGGAAUAGAGAGCACCUGCGAAGAAAGUGAUCCUUGUAAAGAGAAUGAAAGAUGUGUUGUUGACCAGAAAUCAAACAGUCACUUCUGCAAGUGUAUCAAGGAUUGCUCCAAGAACUGUCAUGACUAUUAUCAAAAUGGCUUCCUUACUGACGGUGUGUACUGGAUUUACCCUGAUGAAGAAGAAACCUUCCAACUAGUGUGUGACAUGAAAACUGAGGGCGGAGGCUGGACCACCUUUCAAAGGCGCAUGGAUGGCUCUGUAGACUUUUAUGUUGACUGGGAAUCCUACAAAAAGGCUUUGGAAAUCUGA